AUGGCCACUGCUUCGGUCUCAACGCCAGUGAAGACCCAUCCUGGGAUCUUCUCCUCCAAAACAGCUGGUGGUCGUAUGCCAUUGACUCCAUCACCUAACACACGAGUGACUCCAAGGGCAUCCGACGAGUCGUCCCCAUUUACUCCACAAAAGGCCGACGCAGGCUACGAGAAGCCCAAAUCGGUUUAUGGUGGAAACCUGUCCUCAUAUUUUGCCAAGUCAUCCAGCAAUAAAACUACCACCUCGAAGCCCUCAGUCACCAGGUCAUCGCUUGCCAAGCCCUCUAUCCCUAAAAUAUCCGUGCCAAAAACGGCAGCCGCAAAGCCCGCAGCGACAAAACCCGCCGUUGCAAAGUCCUCUGUCACCAAGACUUCACGAACGCACCGUGAUUCUCCCAAGUCCAAUAUUGCACGCACUCGGCAUUCACCAAAGCAUCUGCAACUCGGGGUGUCUGACUGGUCUCUCACCGGCACAGGUCCGUCGUCGACCGGGCAGACCCCUGUAAAAGAACGCCCGCGACGAGAGGUGCCGACUCGGGCUCGUCCGAGCAAGACGACUGUUCGAAUCCCACACAAUGCCGGUGACCGCUUUAUCCCCAAUCGCUCAGCCAGUGAAGGUCUUGUGACUAGCGGCGCUGCGAAACCCAAUGAGUCCCAACGUCCCAAAACAAGUGGGAGCGAGGGUUCGACUGUUCUUGCCUCUGCAGCCAGUGCAUUCGAUAUCAGCGGACGUGGCGUUGAGGAUGAAUUGACGGCAGCCCUGGACAAUCUGGGGCUGGACGACUCUGAACAGCCAAGCUACACCCGUCCAGCUCCCGAUGCCGUUGCCUACGAGUCGUCCCUGGCCGAUGCUUGUGGUGUAAAUCUGAACACCCGCAUUCUCGCAUUCAAGCCUGCGCCGCCAGAGUCAUCUAAGCCCAUCGACCUCCGGGCUCAGUACAACCGGCCCCUUCGAUCUGCCAAGUCUCAAGGCGCUCAAUUCCGACGACGAGUGCAGACUGCUCCUGAGCGUGUUCUGGACGCACCCGGUCUUUUGGAUGACUACUAUCUUAACUUGCUGGAUUGGAGCUCUGGAAACCAGGUCGCCAUCGGUCUGGAGCGCAACGUCUAUGUCUGGUCGGCCGAGUCUGGCACUGUCAGCUGCCUCUUGGAGUCGGCGCCUGAUACCUACAUUAGCAGCGUCAAGUGGAGUGGCGAUGGUGCUUACGUUGGAGUUGGGUUGGGAACUGGUGAGGUGCAGAUUUGGGAUGUUGAAGAGGGCACGAAGCUUCGCAGCAUGUACGGCCACGAUUCCCGCGUCGGUGUGAUGGGCUGGUCCAAGCACUUGCUGUCCACAGGAGCACGCAGCGGUCUCGUUUUCAACCACGAUGUUCGCAUCGCCGAUCACAAGGUGGCCGAGCUCGUAUCCCACACCUCCGAAGUCUGCGGUCUCGAGUGGCGCUCCGAUGGUGCUCAGCUUGCGACGGGCGGUAAUGACAACCUCGUCAAUAUUUGGGAUGCUCGCUCGCUGAGUGCGCCCAAGUUCACCAAGACCAACCACCGUGCUGCCGUCAAGGCUCUCAGUUGGUGCCCAUGGCAGCUAAACCUGCUCGCGACUGGUGGUGGAUCGUACGAUCGUCACAUUCACUUCUGGAACACCACCACCGGUGCUCGCACAAACAGCAUCGAUACCGGAUCACAGGUCACCAGUCUCCGGUGGAGCAACCACUACCGUGAGAUUGUCAGCUCAAGCGGAUUCCCAGACAAUUCGCUCAGUAUCUGGAGCUAUCCGACCCUGGUGCGCAACGUUGAGAUCCCUGCCCACGAGACUCGUGUUCUUCACAGCAGCCUGAGUCCUGACGGCCAAAUGUUGGCCACCGCGGCUGCCGACGAAAGCCUGAAGUUCUGGAAGGUCUUUGAGCGCAAGCCGGGUAGCAGCGCCUCGUCUUCUCGCGAGGGUGGCGUUGGUAGCAAGGCUCAGCUCACAAAGUCCAUGACCAUCCGCUGA
Molecule: messenger RNA, 1986 nt
Organism: Penicillium oxalicum
Lineage: Eukaryota; Fungi; Ascomycota; Eurotiomycetes; Eurotiales; Aspergillaceae
Product: WD40 repeat domain-containing protein
Exons: 1
Coding region: 1-1986 (661 amino acids)
Biological process (GO): positive regulation of ubiquitin protein ligase activity; positive regulation of anaphase-promoting complex-dependent catabolic process; anaphase-promoting complex-dependent catabolic process
Cellular component (GO): anaphase-promoting complex
Molecular function (GO): protein binding; anaphase-promoting complex binding; ubiquitin ligase activator activity
Source: RefSeq, a predicted model, not a curated record